AUGCCCAAUACGCAUCUACUCUUUGGAUUGACUGCGGCUACUGGACUAAUAGCGUACAAGCUUUACAAGGACAGGAAAACCUACGAGCUCAGCCUGCCACCCAGUCCCAAGUCAUAUCCCAUAAUCGGACAUUUGUUAUCUACCCCAACCCAGUACGAGCAUCUUGAGUUCAUGAAAAUUGGAGAAGAACUUGGAGAAAAAAUAUUUUCUAUGACUGUGUUUGGAACUACUGUCGUGGUACUGAAUGACAAAGAUGACGCAGCAAACCUAUUUGACAAGCGCUCGACCAUAUAUUCUGACAGAACUUGCCCUCCAAUGGUCCAAGAGUCUUCAUUGUUUGGCUGGAGUGAUUUUGGUAGCCUUGUCGGCUAUAGUGACCGUUGGCGAAAGUAUAGGCGCUUGAUGAACCCAUGGUUAACCAAGCAAGCCGUGGCCAUACACCAUGAAGAUCAGGAGCACGCUACAAGAAAGCUUUUGCAAAGGCUACUGGAGCGUUGUGAAAAAGCUAUGUGUUCCGACGAAUUGGAAGACGAAUUUUUCCUAUCCAUUUCCGCAACGCUACUCCAUUCGAUAUAUGGAUACGAGGCAGCAACAUCUCACGAUCGCUUUCUGGUGGAGGCAAAGGAGAUUUCUCUUUCCUAUCAAAAGCCAUGCUCCCUUCAAAGCAACAAGAAGGGUGUGCCUCUCAUGGUUACGUCUCUGAGAGCAGAUGCUCUGAAAAUAGGCCUGACAGAAGACGAAGCCGACGAUUAUGUUGCACAGAUUGCCAUUACCAUGUUUGCCGGAGGGACAGACACUAGUGUUAACACGCUGAUCAUGUUCUUCAUGGCCAUGGUGCUGUAUCCGGAUGUCCAGAAGAGAGCACAGGCAGAGAUAGACUCGGUGUUAGGGCACUCUCGACUACCAAAGGUCGAAGAUCGGGCUCAACUUGGGUACGUGGAUAGAGUUGUUCAGGAAACACUCAGGUGGGGACCCGUUACCCCACUCGCUGUACCGCACACGUGCUUCAAAGAUGAUACAUACAAAGGUUACCGGAUACCCCAAGGAUCUGUUGUAACGGGCAACGUCUGGGCUAUGACUCGCGAUGAAACAGUGUACAAGGACGCAGAGGUUUUCGAACCAGACCGAUAUUUAGAUCCUGUUACCCCAGCUUCUCCAGUGUUUGGGUGGGGUCGUCGCCGCUGUCCGGGGGUCCACUUCGCGCAAUCAUCUCUUUUCGUUACAAUUGCUUCUAUCUUGAUGAUGUUCGAUAUUGGAGUGGCUAAAAGUGAGGAUGGGAAGGAUAUCCUCCCCAGUGGUAGAAUGAUAAACUCGAUAGUUCUUAUUCCGGAAUCCUUUAGACUCAAAUUGACGCCUCGGUCAGAGAAACAUGAAGAUUUAAUAAGAAAUUCUCUUUAA
Rhizoctonia solani is the source of this 1398-nucleotide messenger RNA. Its product is annotated as cytochrome P450 family protein. Bases 1 to 1398 code for a protein of 465 amino acids. Lineage: Eukaryota; Fungi; Basidiomycota; Agaricomycetes; Cantharellales; Ceratobasidiaceae. Gene Ontology annotation, molecular function: iron ion binding; oxidoreductase activity, acting on paired donors, with incorporation or reduction of molecular oxygen; heme binding. The transcript is spliced from 12 exons. The record is from RefSeq and is a predicted model, not a curated record.